CCUGGUCUUGUUUGUCUUGCGGGCCACUCUCUUGAUAUUGUAUCGUCUUGGAAUCCUUCAGCCUCGUCCUCAGCAGAGAAUCGGCGCGAAGCUGCUUUUGCCCUACCCUUACGUUGGCGUGAGACUUGACUCGUACCGCUUGGAACUCUACGUCACGCUCAACGGCGCCUAAAAGAGAGGAGUCCUGUUCUGCUUCAGCUCUUCGGUUACAGACUACACCGCUUGGACGACGGAAUAGCUUGUCAUAAGCUCGACUACAGUUGGAGAAGGGAGCAUACGAAUACAGCGAGGAUAGGACAGCUGCAAGAGCAGGAACCAAACGCUUCGACUUCGCACCGCCUCACUCACCGAUCGACAGCUGCCGUCAACACAAGGCCCACGACUGGACUUUCCGGUCAUCGAGCAGCUAUUUCCCUCUCUUCAAAGCCGACCGCGCGAUAAGACCGCGGCGGAGCAACAACGACCGGCGACAUGUCUCGCCAACAACAGCAGCCAGGCGGAUCCCGCAAGAUCUCCUUCAACGUGUCGGAGCAAUAUGACAUUCAAGAUGUGGUUGGAGAGGGCGCAUACGGAGUCGUUUGUUCGGCACUGCACAAGCCGUCAGGACAAAAGGUGGCCAUCAAGAAGAUCACGCCCUUCGAUCACUCCAUGUUCUGUCUCAGAACGUUGCGAGAGAUGAAGCUUCUGCGAUACUUCAACCACGAGAACAUCAUUUCAAUUCUGGACAUUCAGAAGCCGCGCAACUAUGAGAGCUUCUCCGAAGUCUACCUCAUCCAGGAGCUCAUGGAGACCGACAUGCACAGAGUCAUCCGCACGCAGGAGCUGUCCGACGACCACUGCCAGUACUUCAUCUACCAGACCCUCCGCGCAUUGAAAGCAAUGCACUCAGCCAAUGUCCUCCAUCGCGAUCUCAAGCCCUCAAACCUUCUGCUCAAUGCAAACUGCGAUCUGAAGGUCUGCGAUUUCGGUCUCGCGCGUUCAGCUGCCAGCACAGAAGACAAUCAGGGUUUCAUGACGGAAUACGUGGCCACGAGAUGGUACCGUGCACCAGAAAUCAUGCUUACCUUCAAAGAAUACACCAAAGCCAUCGAUGUGUGGUCAGUCGGCUGUAUCUUGGCAGAGAUGCUGAGCGGCAAGCCGUUGUUCCCGGGCAAGGAUUACCACCACCAAUUGACCUUGAUCCUGGAUGUGCUUGGAACGCCUACCAUGGAGGACUACUACGGCAUCAAGUCGAGGAGAGCACGCGAGUACAUUCGCAGCUUGCCAUUCAAGAAGAAGAUCCCGUGGAAGGCCAUGUUCCCAAAGACUUCGGACCUGGCACUCGACCUGCUUGAGAAGCUGCUCGCUUUCAACCCGGCGAAGCGUAUCACUGUGGAGGAGGCGCUGAAGCACCCAUACCUCGAGCCAUAUCACGACCCAGAAGACGAGCCUACGGCAGACCCCAUUCCCGAGGAGUUUUUCGAUUUCGACAAGAACAAGGACAAUCUAUCCAAGGAGCAGCUGAAGCGUCUGAUUUACGAGGAGAUCAUGCGGUAACGUCUCAUCUAACCCAAAAAUAUAUCUUACGAAUUAUCUUUUAUCAAUCUCUUAUUUCUAUUUAUCUUCCCCCAUCUCCAUGCAGAAAUCUACAAAUGACCAUCUCAUCCCAUCUCCUCAGAAAUUCACUCGCGACCGGUCAGACAGCACAUUGACUCCUUCGACUCCUGCUCUCACGACCUCUUCUCCUCCGAACAACUCACCUGGGCGACUUCAGCCUUCUCUGUACGAUGGCAAUAACGGCGACAUUCCGAUUGGUAUCGAAGAUCGAUUGUGGAGGGGGAGGAGGUGCUUUACGAUCUGAGAAUACGCGGACAUGGCAGAUGGUGAAACGGCGAGAGUGGGUUCUACUGAUGAGGAAGAAGAAGAGGAGAUCGGUUGUGCGGCUUGGACGCCUUGGUAUGAGACGUUAAGACGCU
This is a messenger RNA of Cercospora beticola, 1955 nucleotides long. Its product is annotated as mitogen-activated protein kinase. The record is from RefSeq and is a predicted model, not a curated record. NCBI's taxonomy places the organism in Eukaryota, Fungi, Ascomycota, Dothideomycetes, Mycosphaerellales, Mycosphaerellaceae. Gene Ontology annotation, biological process: intracellular signal transduction; protein phosphorylation. Gene Ontology annotation, cellular component: nucleus; cytoplasm. Gene Ontology annotation, molecular function: ATP binding; MAP kinase activity.